This is a messenger RNA of Cephus cinctus (wheat stem sawfly), 10729 nucleotides long. It is a transcript of the gene mv, whose product is annotated as lysosomal-trafficking regulator. The record is from RefSeq and is a predicted model, not a curated record. The transcript has 28 exons. NCBI's taxonomy places the organism in Eukaryota, Metazoa, Arthropoda, Insecta, Hymenoptera, Cephidae. The coding region runs from base 238 to 10380 and encodes 3380 amino acids. Gene Ontology annotation, cellular component: membrane; cytosol. Gene Ontology annotation, molecular function: protein kinase binding. Gene Ontology annotation, biological process: intracellular protein localization.
GGUUAGAACUCCGUCAGGGGCGUAAGGGAAGAAGCAUAGAGUAUAAGCAGUUUAGUUGUGUUGGAUGGUGAAACGGUCGAUAGGCGCACCUGUAUACCAAGAGGCAGCCGAUUGCGAAUGUGUGGCGGGAUCGUGACCUGAUCCUCUUUCACGUUCUCUUGAGUCGAGAGGUCUUCAUAUUCGUCCUCGGAAUCAUGAGAAGCUGACGCCGCGGUCGACACCUCUCAUCAGCCGGCGAUGUCUUCUGCGCCCUUGAAUAAGUUGCAGCUCUUGUGGGACCACUUCAUACACGCGGAACCCCAAAGUUAUGAGAAAUCAUCCUGGCUAGAUCUAUUCCUUGCAGAGUUACUUGCGCAAGUGAACGAGGGCCGAGAUAUAAAGGAGGUUCUUUCAUUCUGCUCGGUCGGUGGUGGCGGCGUCUCAACUCUCGUCGCUUGUGAACUACUUUCCGACGUUCAUAAUCUCUGUGCUGAAAGAAUCGACGGUGGAGAACUUGUAGGUCUACGGAAGUAUCUUAUCCAGGGUCGAGGAUGGCGAUGCCUCGCGGUUCUGCAUCUCCUGGGUGUACGUGGACUUUCCUGUGGACGAGAAUUGGUCGCACUUCUCGUCGCGCUUUAUCCAGUCGCCUUUCAAGAAGGCGCUGAGGCUGUACCCCAUAAUCCAUACAUAAAGUUCCACUGUAACGACGACACCGUCGAUACCGUUGAUAUAAUUGCUCACACCAAGAAGAAGAAUGCUAAAAAUAGAAGCAACAACGACGCCGCCAUUUCUCAACGCAAGUUUAUCAGGAGGCACAGUGUCGGGACGAAGACGCUUCUUCAGAAGCAGAAAACCGAGGCGAAGAACUCGGCGGAAAACGCAAGUAGCGAAUCCGAGCUCCUGACUGAUGGUAUCGAUCAGGCAAGAUCAUUGACACUAAAGAUACGGCUUAAUCCAAUGGAUUUCGAAUACUUCACCUCGGUGGUGAGAAGCGACGAAGAGCAGAAAUGGGACGCGUCCCUAUAUCAACUUCCUACUCGGCCAGCCCGGAAGAAGCCACUGGACUUCAUCGACGCACGAACGAAGGCAGUGCUCGAGCACAAGAUCAGCCACUUUGAGACUAGUCUUCUCAUCGUGCAGCUGCUACAAGGAUUGCGAGACUACGAUACGCCUGCUGAGCAAACGCCAGCGGUGCAAGUACUGAAAUUCGCACUGGACACGCUCUGGGCUCUGCAGUUUGGAAUCGACGGCGCCAGCCUCACGGGUACAGAGUGUGCCACGCUCAAGGCAGCAGCUGCUAGACUCAUGAUCACUGCGCUGGAAAGAGUGCUGAGAGCGGACGAACCCACCACGGCCGUAAUUCACAACGGAUUGCUGCCUAUGACACUGAGAUUGCUGGAAGAUGCCUGCAGCAAACCGGUAUCGGUAUUGACACCCGAGGAAGGAUCAUUGCUGCAGGAAUUUAUUUUUGCCACCAUCUACGGAAUCAUCACAUUCCUCUAUUGUCUAUUGCAUCAGCGUGGUACUACCGAGAAGCUAAAAGACUUUCUUGAGCUGUUCCAGCUCUUCACGGAGAGUCAGGAUGGCAGACUCGUAGAGAGAACGAUCUUGGCCAUCGUAGAUUCGCCGAGUAUAGAUCAGCCGAGGUCCGUAACUCGGGCCAGAAAAGUCAUUGACAUGAUAGGCGCUCUGAUAAGCGCGCUCAAGCGAGUCCGCCAGGAGCUAUGUCAUAUGGGCCAGUGUCGCAAAGUGAAGCAUAAGUCCUGCGUGGAUAAGGCCGAGACUCACCAUCACUUUGACAUUUUGGGAGUCGCGUACUCCCAACCGGUCGUGGGUACCAUAACUAAACAAGUUUGUUGUAUUUCAUCUCUUUUUAUGACUUUAACAAUCCUGCUGAAGGAAUCACACUCCUUCAUUGCUGAUCUGCAAGUGCGUUUGCUCAAAGUUAUGACAGCUGCUGGUGCGUGCUGCUGCUUCCCACCGAAAAUCCUGGUGUCGAAUAUCAUUAUGUUUCUCAAGAAACGGAACUCGUACACUUACGCGCCAGCCGUCGCUCUUUUGGAACGGAUUCUAUUCAAGGAAUUCGGUGCAUAUCCUGGUCCUGAUAUCUGCAACACAUGCAACAAAUCUCCGAAUUACUCCUGGGAUUUUUUAGGACUUUAUAACGAGUUACUCACGCCGGACGACCCUAAGAUGUGCUAUGUGAUAAUGGCACAUUUAUUUAAAGUUACGCCAAACUCUAGCUUCUCCGUGAGACAAGAAUUUCUCUUCAAAGUCUUCUAUCCGACGUUUAUCAACGCAAAGAAUGUUUAUUUAACGGACAGUGAAAAUUUCGUGGCGAAAUUUCUCAUGCAAUCCUGUCUCUCUGUCAUCUCCAGCUUGAUAGCGAAUGCGCCAAUGUGCGAGCGAUUCACAGAGAAGAAUGGAGUCAGCGACGCUCUGGACCUGCUGCCAGAACCAGCAUUUACGAGAACUGUCUACGCUUUAUUAGAGGUGACAGUGAUUAUGGAGAUUUGGAAGACUUGCUGCGAGGAUCCUGCGGAUGACCAGAAAGUAGAAACUCCAGCACUCACGUCUCUCCUUAACUUGCUUGAGAAGGAGACGCUAACUCUGCUCGAUGUCCUGGGACAACGCAAAGAGGAACAAGUGCAAAUCGAAGAUUCAAUGGAACAAAAUUUAAAGCAGAAAAACAAAGUAGGAGACGGUGAUAGUCUUCAUAAACAUAAUGAUACUCAAACUGAAGCUACAACGAAUAAGACUGAUUCAAAAACUGAUAGUGAUGUUUCGUCCGAGCUUAACGAAAGAUCAACUUUUCCCAAAGAUGACUCGUUGCUACAUAUGGAUGAUUUACUGAAGAGCAGCUUGCAGCAAGCGAGCGCGGCGUGGAGAGCCGCAGCAGGAGUCUCCUUGUGCAGUCCGAAGUUUCGUUUGGAAUUGUCGAAACACUCGGUGUCUGAGAAGUCUGUGCAACUAUUUAAGUUGCUGGCAAUUUGCGUCGCCUCGGAUCGAAUAAACGAUUCGAGUAAAUGUGUCCACCGUCUGAUCGAAGCCCUCGUAACGUGUUGCCUGACAUCAUCAUUGUGUGGAUGCGAGGUGGUCACAGAGCUGGGGAAAGUUCUAAUGGAUGCUGGAAUAAGAUUGGGCCGUGGACUAGCGAUACUUGUAGAAGCUCUACUGCGAGUUUCAAUGGUGCGACCGAGUUCAGAGCAAACUGUACCACAGCAAUCACGACCAAGACUGUCAACUAUGGCCUUAGAUACGUUUCCGGAUUGUGGCGGCGAGGACAGCAGCACUGGGGAAUAUGUGACAGCCGAUGACGGAUACGAGGCCGAUGUUGAAAUUCCUGGAAGAAGUCCUUACAGUGGCAUUCCGAAAAAAGUGAAUCCGUUUGGUCCCGUGGUCGAACCGAGAGGACACGCCAAUGCACAUCCUGCCUUGUGUUCCUUGGCCGUUGAUCUUCUGAUACAUUUUGGCGAACAAGGCUUGGAUGGCGAACGUAGUAAUAUCGUUACCGGUGGAUUGAGACGGGUCGCUGUCACCUGCAGGGAGAGUGCAUCCAGUUGCGCGGCACUCGCUGGCUCAGGAGCGAUAACAAGAAUACUGAACGGUUUUAAGGAAACCCUGAUCAGCACAGAUCCUCAAUAUCAAGAUUUACAGCACGCCGUUCUCGAAGUUUUCACUCUACUAGCGACUCAGUCUAUCUCACCAACGGAAUUGGUCUCCUAUUUGUCGUUAUUCAAAGUCUCCGCACCGCCACUGCAAUCACUUCUGGAACCACUUUACCGCCUAGUGAUGACUGCCAAACCGCAGCCAAAUUUUAUUUUAUCGUUCCCUGUACUAUCGGACGUGCAGACGAUGGUGAAGAUACAGAACGAGGAAUACAAGAAUUUGGAGAAGGUGGAAAAUUUAGUGAACAACUUCAGAAAGCGACAUCUCACAUCCGGAAUAUGCAGUCCGUGGUCAGUACAUGCUACGUGUCUACCAGUUGGACCGGAGCUGGCUUGGCCUGUUUGGCUCCAUGGCUGUUCAGCCUCUAUGUGGCUCCGAGUCGAAAGAGGACUUUCAAUAGGAAGUAGAGGACAUGUCACCACGAAGUCUCCUUUGCUCGAUUCCGGAAGUGAGAGUCUUUCCGAUUGGGGCCUUCUCUCUGACAAUUGGAGUCGCGAAGUUGUUGCAGGUUCAGCGUCCCCGCCGACGCCGACGUCUAUUAUUCAUUUAAUGUCUGUUGGCUUUGAAUCCCUUGUACUGGAAAGUUGGCUCGAUCUUCGAUCAGAUAAAUUGAUUUUACGCCUGACACGUCCGGAUGACAAGACGAAUCGUACAAUCUCGGAAACCUCGAUAGGUGGCAUGUUUCCUUCGGGACGCUGGCACCAUUUAGCACUGAACUUCAAGGAUACCGUACUGAAUAAACGUAGUGCCGUCGUGGAUGUGGUUCUGUGGAUUGACGGUUGGCGGGAAGCACAUGCCCAGCUACCUUUCGACGGCCUUCUGGUCAGGAAACCAGGCACUACCUGCAUCCUUCUAGGACAGAUCGGCCCGUGUGGAAUUGGCGCUUGGUACCUCGGAAACUUAAUGCUCUUUAGGUGUCCAGUCUUUACCAAAGAACGGGCUCUUUAUCUAGCUAGCCUUGGCCCGAAUCACACGAAUCUCGCUGAAUGCAUCUUGAAUACUGCUAAACCAGACUUUGCACCGCUCAUUGCAUCUGGUGCACUCAAUGGCGUUCGAGAAUUGAAAUUCGAAGGAGGUAAGUUCGAUACCAACCGAAGAAAGUCUUAUGGUGGAACUUACUUAAGGCACGCAGUCGAGACCAAGGUGUCCGAUAUUAGAAUAGACUGGGAUACUGUUAUGGAUGCUACCAAUUCGCACUUGGGAGAACUGCAAGAUAAUUUACUGCUCAGCUAUGAAGCGCAAAAUCCAAACAUCGUCCAUCUAUAUCCACAAGCUGUGGCGAAUCCUGGUGCCGUGGUGCGAAACUUAUUUCCCGGCCAACCUGGAUUCAGGGUAGUCUCUGCGCCAGAGCACAGAGUGUCCCAACAGCCUCCCUUAUCUGUACCGCCAAUCUUAUCAACGCGAUUGGAGUAUCAGCAGUACAGAGGCCUUGUACCUGCAGCAAGCUUGGUUGGCGGAAUACCAGUGUUCCUCUAUUUAUUCGCAAGGGUCGUAGAAUUGAAUUCUACCGAGGAGGAACAAUCAUUGGCACUGUCAAUAGUGCUACACUUGGCACGCACUGAUUCAGAACUUUUGAAUCAAUAUCGAUCAGAAGGUGGACCAUCCUUGCUUUUGCGUGUCUUAGAGUCACCGCGAUGUCACGCUGGUCGCCAUAUUCUCAAAGCCAUACUAGAUGCUGCUUGCGACAGUUCCAUUUUAAUUAAGGACAUCAGUAGCGGAAAUCAUUCGAUAUCACAGAAUUGUGAGGCUGUCAUUACGGAUCCAGAACUUAUCAAAGGUGCUCUAGGAGCGUGGAGAACAUGGGCUAAGUCUGACACGCUGCACUUACUUCUGCAGGCCUUAUUAUUGUUACUGAGAGAUCAGCACUCACAGAGAGAGUUUAAUGCUUCCCAACUGAAUAGAGUUGGAAUCGUCGAUACUAUUUUAGCUCUCUGUAAGGAACAUUUUAUGUACGAGGAUCUUGGCGCGUCAUUAGAUCCAACCACCGGCAGUGCCGUUGUAGAAUUGAUACGAGCAUUAAUGGGUGCUCCACCGGAAUUCGCACAUUUAGUCGCCAUCACCGAUUAUCUGGUAUUGGUUCACCAGGCCUCUGAGACCUAUGUCACUCACGUGAGGCAUAAUAUUUACUUCCUUUUGCCACCGUUAGAACAAAAGAAAUCCAGCACAAAAGCUAAUUGCGCAACGACUGGAACUUCUUCUGACGAUUCCAUUGGAACUUUGGACACGAGAAAAUUGAGCAAAGCCAUAGCCAAUGUUCAGAUACAAAAAGGUAGAGCGUCGAGAAGAAGAGAACGUCGGAAUGGUCCAUCGAGAGAGACUAGUGCUGGAGAAGAUUCAGGCAUUGCAGCUAGCGAUGGAUCGAAUCAUCAGGUCUCAGAAAAACAGAAUGCAUGGACGGAUGAAAGACGAGCAUGUCAAGGAUUGGUAUGCGAGGGAUUACUCUUACUCCUAAGAGAUGCUCUCAGAGUGUUACCAGACAGCCAAGUUGGUUCGGUACUGAAACAUGUUCUGAGAGCCGAAUUGCUACUUGUCUUAGCCAACAAUCCAGAUGCCAGGGUCCGCACUGCACUCGUAAAAGUCGUACAGACAUAUCUCCAGCGUGCCAGCGACGAAGAAGUCAAUAAAUUCAUAAAACAAAAGUAUUUCCUGCAUCUGGCUAAUCAGAUAUCUUUGUACUCUGGAAGUGAACCAUUGGUAGUAGCCCUAGAAAAUUUAGCUCUACGCGGUUCAACACUAGCAGCCAUGUCACCAUUGCUGGCCAUGAUCCCGAAAGCAGCGGCGACAGAUCCCAACGUAGCAAGGCCAAUGGUUUCCUUCGUGACUGACAUGAUAAGCAAGAAUCCAAGUGCCCUAAGAAUGCUCCUGGAGCAAGGAUUGGCAGAGUCUUUGGCUCGAGCCUUGAUUGGUGCUGCUCAUAAGAACAAUUUAGCAUCCCUCUUUCGUGACAUUCACGUACUACUCGUCGCAAUCGCAACAAAACUGCUUGAAUCUCCAGGAAAUCAUCAAUUGCAAGCAGUAAAGGAUCUUCAUUUGAUUUUGAAUCAUGUAGAAUUAAGAGAACGCUCACAGUGUGGAGCAACGACUAAUUGCGUCACGGUAGUGCGAGAUGCUCAAGUGGCUUUAUUUGAUGGAGAAUUAGAUGCGCUUACCGCAAGAGUUUCUACACAUCACGGAUUCAGAUUACGCAGUACAGCUUCAUAUCUGGCCUCUGCAACUUACUUGACAUCAGUGCUAACAACCUCCAGCGAACAGAGUGAUCAUGGUUCCCGUUCCUCGAGUUAUGGAAGCUUACAAGGUGCACCAAAUUCUAUGACAAAGGAACCUGGAAAAGGGGAGCUGAAUGAACGAUUUCGGACUAUUCUAAUUCGCGCAGUGGAGUUCAUCACGACGGCAAAUCAGUCGCCAUCGGCCAACGAGUUGGAAUUGACCAGGCGACUAUUUGCCACGUUGUUGCAUGGACUGGCGGCGCCUUUGGAAAGAAAGAGUCAAUGGGGUGGAUCGUGGUCCUCAAGGCCAGCACUGAGGAAAAACACGGCGAGAAUCAUGGUGUGGCUUCUGGGUCCACACCAAAGUAAUAAUACUAGGGUGUACGCGGUUAGAUCUCUUAUGGAAGAACCGAGAGUUCGAGACAUUUUGACUUCGCUCUUGGCAGUCCACCCUCACGUGGAACAGAAAUUCACAGUUUUCCUCUGGGAGUUACUCCAAAGGCGAGACGAAUUGCCCAGCGCUGACGCCAGAGUAUGUGCGGAAUUAAAGGAGGCUUUAAGUGUCUGGGGAUUGGCCAAAGGUAUGGAUCAGGCGACUCCUGGAUUGUGGGGUGAAGAAUUGGCACUUCUUCGAAGGGAACUGAUGAGGGACCGUGAUAUUUGGAUUGAGAAUAAUCUACCCGCAAUAUAUCGAAUUGGCAACAAAUUCGAUGCACUGGCCAAACAGCUUACUGAAAGUGCGAUGACCAUAACUAGGAGCGUAGUGGAUGAACAGAAUCGUGAGCGUAAAGUUUUAAUGGAACGCUUAAAACACUCGAGAGCGAUGGAAGCCCAGGCUAUGGCCAGAUGGAGAGAUCUAGCCAGACGUCUUACGCACGAGAGGGCCCCAUGGCACUUUCCGGAAAGUUAUCCCCGCAGCUGGGAGCUAGACCCCACCGAAGGUCCCGCUAGGGUCAGGAUAAGAAUGCAGAGAUGUCACUUAAAGAUAGACAAGAGAUUCUUUUUGAAUGAGCAUCGAAACAAGCUGGACGCAGUGAACGUCGAAGCACCGCUCUCCUAUCUAUUCACGACAGAUCGACAAGACGCGAAUGCAACAGCCUUAAUCGAGAGACUUCACACUACCGAGAGGAUUCGCAAAAUGUCACAGGCAAGGGUUGUUACGCCUGGUGCAGAAUUGCCUGGGGAGGUGCUCAUAGGGGAGACUUGUCUUUACUUCGUUCCUGACAAGCCUGACAUGCCUUUGUAUACGGAUGUGAGUAAACUUUCCUAUAUUCGCAAUUGGUGCGGGCACUGUUCUCAUAAAGAAUGGUUCAAUUCCACUUUGCUUCAGAUUGCUCUUGGUGGAUUGGAUCUCGCCAUGGUUGGUGGAACUGCCUGGCGUCUUGAGGACAUCCGAGAAUUGCACAGGAGAAGAUACCAGCUGCAAGAAAGAGCCAUUGAAAUAUUUAUAGUAACGGGAAGAACGUAUUUGCUAGCUUUCAAUUCUUCAAAAGAAAGAGACGAGUUUGCCACAGAGUUGUCGGCUUGUAAUUUGCCAAGACGAAUUCCAGGAGAUGAUCUUGGCGAAGCGCUCGCGUUAUGGCGCGGUGGUACAUUGACCAACUGGGAAUACAUCACAUGUCUAAAUAAAUUAGCCGGCCGGUCUUACAACGAUCUCAUGCAAUAUCCAGUGUUUCCAUUUGUCUUGGCUGAUUACGUCAGUGAGAAAAUGGAUUUAGACAAUCCAAAGAUUUAUCGCAAUUUCAAACGUCCCAUGGCAGUACAGGAUAAGAAGAACGAACAGCAUUACAUUUACAAUUAUAACUAUCUGAAACAAGCUCUGGCGGAGGGCUUGAAUUUAAUCGCGCUGAAUCAGGAACCCUUCCAUUAUGGAUCCCAUUACAGUAAUUCAGGAACGGUAUUGCAUUUUCUUGUGCGACUUCCGCCAUUCACAAGCAUGUUCCUGUGUUACCAAGAUGAUAACUUCGACAUGCCUGAUCGAACGUUUCAUGCGCUGGCCACAACCUGGAGAUUGACGAGCUGCGACUCUACGACUGAUGUCAAGGAACUUAUACCGGAAUUUUUCUAUUUGCCCGAAUUCCUAAUGAAUUCCGAAGGAUUCAAUUUCGGGGUGCGACAAGACGGCAAUCCAGUAGGGGACGUAGAAUUGCCGGCGUGGUGCGGCGGUGACGCACGUCUAUUCAUUCUUGCACACAGGGCUGCUCUUGAGGCAGAGAUUGUCAGGGAAGUUCUGCCUUAUUGGAUCGACCUCGUUUUCGGAUUUAGGCAAACUGGAAGGCCAGCGGUAGAGGCGAUAAAUGUUUUUCAUCCAGCGACGUAUUAUGGCUUCAACGUCGAACAAAUAGCAGAUCCUUUGGAAAGACAAGCAUGGGAAACUAUGGUGCGAACAUAUGGUCAAACGCCAGCUCAAUUAUUCAGGGCAGCACAUCCAUUGCCAAUUCAAAACCUUAGUGUAACGAUGUCGUCGAGUACUGUACCGCAGGUUAUUGAGGGUGUGGACGGUAUUAGAUGGGGUAUUUACGUCGGAGCACCUGGAAACGAACCAGUUCUGUGUUGGAAAAAUAAACACAGAGCACCAUUGGCUUCUCUCAUUCCCCUGACCACGGGCGAUGUUUUUGGAUUGCCAAUUAACACGACUUUACUGUUGGGCUACAGUAAGGAAAAAGGUGCAAGCAUGCUCAGUGGCACUUCCGUUUUGGGGGCUGCUCUUGCUUCCUGGAGAGGUACAGAUGGAAUCGCCAGAAUGAAAUCGAAGAAGGAACAACCGCCCCGACCAUUAGUUAAAUCUUCUGGGCUGGAUCCAAUUACGAUAUUAGGAUCUGCUCCGGACUGCGGGCAAUUAUGGAUUGGGCAUUUGUCCGGUAGAAUCACCGUUCAUAGUUACAACGUUGUGACUGCUGGAAAAAUUGAAUUCUCCUCUGCACCAGCAUCCGUCCUCUUGGGUCAUAGAAGUUCCGUGAUUGUGAUCGCGUUAUCGAGAGCAUUUAGCAUUGCCGUAUCCGGUGAUAGCGAGGGUGUCAUUGUUAUUUGGGAUUUGAACAGUUUGUCAUAUGUCAGAGCCAUAGUUUGCGAUCAGGCACAUUCGACAAGUCUUCUGUGCAUCAGCGAAACUCUUGGUGAUAUAGCAAUAACGUAUGCAAUGCCAAAUGGAAACGAGGAGAACAAUCCUGACAAUAGAUCUGAACUGAAAGUAUACACUAUAAAUGCUAGGCCAGUGGGUACUGUUUCAUCCAGAAGACGGAUAACAGCGUUGUGUUACAGCAAUGCUCCAGAGGGCAUAUCCGUCAAUGUCAUUGCUACAGGAUUGGACAAUGGAGUCAUACGGUUAUGGAGCAGCUGGGAUUUGAAAUUAGUGAGAGAAAUUGUUAAUGGCAGUAAAGGUUGUGGUGCAAUAAUAGCUGUGGCUUGGGCGCUCGAUCAACAUCAUUUGUAUGCGGCUACCGAAGACUCUACUGUACUUAUUUGGGAAGGAACUAAACGUUUAAGCAACGGAACACCGAAAUUUGUUAAUUUAACGUCUCUCUAACGCAAAGCAGAGAGCAAUCUCGAAGCCGAAUCGAACAAAGCUAAACUCCUGUAAAUAGGAUACAUUAUAAUAUAUGAAAGCGAGGAUGCCGAGGAAAUUUGUAUAAUUAUCAACUGCAAAAAGUAGGAACUACCCAUUACUUAUACAUUUUUUAAAUGAAGUAUUGAAAUCCAAUAUCUGAACUAAGAUAGACAAAACACUCAAGUAUUAUUUUUUUCUUCUGUCAACCAAAUAAUACUCGUGAUAUUUGUAAUGAUAUUGUAACAGCAAUUUUUUAUACUUCAUUAUAUUAUCUUAUAACAAUUACAUAGCAAUAUAAUAAUAAUUACUUUUUUUAUUGUUACAUAUA